This is a messenger RNA of Linepithema humile (Argentine ant), 2680 nucleotides long. RefSeq names its product serine/threonine-protein kinase PAK mbt (gene mbt). The record is from RefSeq and is a predicted model, not a curated record. Gene Ontology annotation, molecular function: protein serine/threonine kinase activity; ATP binding. Gene Ontology annotation, biological process: intracellular signal transduction; protein phosphorylation; regulation of MAPK cascade. NCBI's taxonomy places the organism in Eukaryota, Metazoa, Arthropoda, Insecta, Hymenoptera, Formicidae. Gene Ontology annotation, cellular component: cytoplasm.
AAGAUUCUUAAGCUGACCGCAUGGUGCGCCGGUGUGCGAAGUAUAGUGGAGUACUACCUGUCGAGACGGAUAAAUGGCGUAUUUAUGUGUUUUAACGUGCAACAUCGCCUAUGUUUCGGCAUUACCGCGGCCCGCGUUUGUAUCACGAGUGUUUUGAGCUGUCCGGGAAAACCUUUUCGUUAUAAUUAUAACCGGGUGAACUUCGGUGAAGCCGCGUCGCAGAAACCACUCAUCAUCACUCGAGAUGUUUACCAAGAAGAAAAAGAAACCGCAGAUCUCCACACCAACAAAUUUCGAGCAUAGGGUACACACUGGGUUUGAUAAACGCGAGGGCAAGUUUAUUGGACUGCCACUACAAUGGGCUUCGAUAGUUGGAAAUAAUCAGAUACUAAAAUCGACCAACAGACCGUUGCCCUUGGUCGAUCCAAGUGAAAUUACUCCUACUGAGAUACUUGAUUUGAAAACUAUUGUAAGAGGACACAAUGAUCCUAGGAUAAAUAGACCAUUUGCCAAUGAGAAGACUGUGGAGAAUGGCUUGCCUAAAACUAGUACAGUUGCUCGUUCUAAUUCACUACGUUCUUCGAGUCCACCACGACUCAGGAGAGAUUACAGGCAUAACAGCAAUCUUCCGCCAUCCGUCCCUGAAGGGCAAGAGAUACCUUCAAAUGUUAACCAAGGCUUUACAAAUUUUAACAAGCCACAUAACUAUAUCGAUAAACUAAGACAGAAUUCUCCAAGCGUUAGUGGUGGCCUAAGUUCUAGCAUUCAAAACAUGAUUCCAAAUCUCCAAAACCUUAAUCCUAACAUGCAAUCGUCGCCAAAUUUAACUCAUUCGGGAUCAAAUAUACCAAAUCUAUCCUUAAAUUUCCAAAAUUUAAGUCCUAUUGUAAAUUCACAAGGUCCAGCGCAAAAUUCAAAUACCCCACAAUUUCCCGAUCUAGAAUUUCAUAGAAUAAAUUCACAAAUGGCUAUGACGUCAAAUCAAUAUAAUGGUAAUAUACAGGGUUCUGCUACGGAAGCAUCAAGAGAACAUCAAGUAGGACAAAACAUGUUACUACACAAGCUACAGCCAAAAAUUUCACCAGUGGGGUCAAUAGCAUCGCAACGACCAUUGAGUCAAUUGAGUUCACAUAAUAUCAACAAAUAUCCUCAGGCGUAUAAUAUGUCUGAAAAUGCAUCUAACCUACAGUCACAUUUGAAGAAGCCAAUGGAAACUUCCCAGUCAAUGCAUAAUUUAUCCAAACCAAGCAUACCGUCUGCAGUAUCAGGAACCAGUUCUACUCCAGAUCAAAAUCAGAAUAUGAAAAGUGCUGUCUCAUCAGGAAACUUAGCAGUUAGUACAAGUUCAAACAACACCAACAAACAAACAGAGCAGAGACUUACACAUGAGCAGUUCAGGGCUGCUUUACAGAUGGUGGUAAGCCAAGGUGAUCCGAGAGAAAAUUUGGAGAACUUCUUAAAGAUUGGAGAAGGUAGCACGGGAACUGUAUGCAUAGCUACAGAUAAGAGUACAAAUCGUCAAGUUGCAGUAAAGAAAAUGGAUUUAAGAAAACAACAAAGACGUGAAUUACUUUUCAACGAAGUUGUCAUUAUGAGAGACUAUCAUCAUCAUAUAGUUGAGAUGUAUGACAGUUUCUUAGUAGAUGAUGAAUUAUGGGUCGUUAUGGAAUAUUUAGAGGGUGGUGCACUAACCGAUAUUGUAACACACUCGAGGAUGGACGAAAGUCAAAUAGCUACAGUGUGUUCUCAGUGCCUUAAACCACUGGCGUACUUACAUUCGCAGGGUGUUAUACACAGAGACAUUAAAUCUGAUUCAAUAUUACUUACGGCAGAUGGCAGAGUAAAAUUGUCAGAUUUUGGUUUUUGUGCUCAAGUCUCCCAGGAAUUACCAAAGCGAAAAUCUCUCGUAGGAACCCCAUAUUGGAUGAGUCCCGAGGUCAUUUCAAGGUUGCCAUAUGGACCUGAAGUGGAUAUCUGGUCGUUAGGAAUAAUGAUCAUUGAAAUGAUCGAUGGUGAACCUCCAUUUUUCAAUGAACCACCUCUACAAGCUAUGAGACGCAUCAGGGAUAUGCCACCACCAAAACUGAAGAAUUUUCACAAAGUUAGUCCACGUCUUCAAGGUUUUCUUGAACGAAUGCUUGUACGCGAUCCAGCGCAACGAGCUACGGCAGCUGAACUAUUGCAACAUCCAUUCCUUAGACAAGCUCAAAGUCCUAGUAUUUUGAUUCCAUUAAUGAGAGGCGCCAGGCAUACGAAUUGCUGACGAGGUUAUAAUAACUGUAAGAUGGAACGUUAGUCAAAGCAAAUAUUGAUAACGAAUAUCUUUGAUGAUGUCAUGUUAAAUCAGCUAAUUGCAGCUUUUGGCAGUUUGUGAGUCGAUUUAGACAUUCCGUUCCCUAAACUUUCAUACGGAAUAUUUCAAAGCAAAAUUUAUUUUUAUUUUUUCCCUCUUUUUACGAUAGGCACGACCGAUUGAGCGAUAAUAUUUAAAUAAUUUAGUUUAACAAUGUUUCAAUGUUUGCCUAGUAUAGUUCAAAUAUGUCACUUUUACUUCUGUGACCUAAUAUUUUAAACUUUAAAUUACAAAAAAUGGAAGAAUUAUAACAAAUUUAAUAACAUAAUUUUGAAUUUUUGGAAUAAAAAUUUCAAGCUCAGUCAUAUGCCAUCAUAUGCCAAUUUU